AUACAUAAUAUAAUUUAAAUGUAUGCAGUAUGUACCUUACAUAGUAUUUUCGAGGUAAUUAAUGAAUGAAUAAUGGAAAGAGAAGAUCCAAUGCAUAUGAUGUGAUAUCUAUAGUGGGGUCCCGACCCUGUUUGUCUGCUAGCUACUUUCAAAUUUUACAUAUCACUAAACCCUAGAAAACUUCACUUCUCUCAUAUCUAUCUGUCUAUAUAUAUGUACCUCUAUAUAAACAUACAUAUGAUCUCUCAAGUGUUUUCUUCCUCUUCAUAUAUAUGAUCACCAUGGAUUUAGUUCAAUACUCAUCUGAACAUAUUUGCUAUGUCCGCUGCAACUUCUGCAACACCAUUCUUGCGGUGGAGAUUCCACGGAAGCAAAUGUUGGAAACAGUGACAGUGAAAUGCGGGCACUGCAGCAAUCUCUCCUUCCUCAGCACCAAACCGCCUCCACUCCACGAUCUUCAAACAACCCUUCGUCUUCACGGUUUGACCAGUCGUGAACAUAAGAAGGGGCAGUCUGCAACAUCUUCAUCUUCUUCUUCAUCCAUUAAUAAUAAUACAUCUAGCGACGAGACCUCUUUAUCCCUAAACACUACUACUACUACUACUACUCCAUUUGUUGUUAAACCUCCAGAGAAGAGGCACAGGCUUCCAUCAGCCUACAACAUCUUCAUGAAAGAGGAGAUACAGCGCAUCAAAGCAGCCAAUCCAGAGGUGCCACAUCGUGAGGCUUUUAGUGCUGCUGCCAAAAAUUGGUCUAGGUACAUUCCAAACACCCCACAAGGGCCUGUUUCCAGAUCCAGUAAUUAACAAUAAUGCUUAAUUGACAUGGGACAAGACUGAAGAAAAAGUGAGGUGCUGCCAAGAGAUCUAAUUCCUGGUUUAAUUACGGCAAAUUAAUUAGGAAAUAUAAUUAAUUACUUACUGUGAUUUUGUUCCUUAUGUAGUUUCAUUUAUCUGAGAUCAGACAUUAUUUAAUUAUAAAUAGUACUACUACUAUUAUGUUUCUUAUUAAGCCCAAAGCCUUCCUUUCAUUUAUUUCGGCCCAUUUUGGGUUUAAAUUAAGAAGCCCAAAAUAAAAUCGAUUAUAUUAUGGGGGAAUUGGGUUAAUUUUAUUUUAAGAUUAUGUAAUUUAACAUCCUGAAUUAUUGUGAGCAAUGUUUUG
Molecule: messenger RNA, 1161 nt
Organism: Erythranthe guttata (spotted monkey flower)
Lineage: Eukaryota; Viridiplantae; Streptophyta; Magnoliopsida; Lamiales; Phrymaceae
Source: RefSeq, a predicted model, not a curated record